Vanrija pseudolonga is the source of this 1588-nucleotide messenger RNA. RefSeq lists its product as uncharacterized. Bases 25 to 1344 code for a protein of 439 amino acids. The transcript is spliced from 2 exons. The record is from RefSeq and is a predicted model, not a curated record. NCBI's taxonomy places the organism in Eukaryota, Fungi, Basidiomycota, Tremellomycetes, Trichosporonales, Trichosporonaceae.
CCACAAGCACCACACACAAGCACAAUGGCAUCAGCACCAGCAUACGCAUACACGUACGAAGCGUCCCUCGUCGCCGUCGAGGCGGGCGCGCACGAGCUCCCCCAAGGACGGCGCGGCAAGUCCCUCGCCACUCUGAUCGAAGGCACAAGCAACAUCCACCUCGUCGACGAGGACACUACGACGGCGUGGGUCAAGCUGUCGCCCGUCGACGAGAGCCGCCUGUCGGUCGGCCUCCGCGCGACCUUCGAAGACUCGCCGGAGCUCGACACGCUCAUCGACGCACUCAACGCCAGCAGCGUGACCCAGCUCAGCGUGCAUAUCCGGCGCGUGGUCCUCCUUCCAAGCGCCGACGGGCCGCCAACGCAAGUCAGCGCAUGCUACUGCCCCUCGAAAGCCCUCGAGGCCGUCCUGACCCGCCUGUUCGCGCGGCUCCGGCUGCCGUCCCUGCGCGCGCUGUACCUCCAGAGCGGGCAACAAGUGCCCACGGCGCCGCUCGCCGCGUUCCUCUCGAGCUCGAGCUCAGCGCACCUAUCAGAGCUGACGCUCUCGCCGUACUUCCGCACCGUGGACUCCCUCGCGCUCGUGCUCGACGCGAUAAAGUCGCGCCACCAUGCGCUGUCGCGCGUGAGCUUGGGCGGUCGCAAGCUUGGGAGCUGGGACGACGAAUGGGCAGAGUACGGAUGCUGCGCGUGCGCAUGGUUUGCGCGCAUGGCCGCGCCGCCGGACCCGGCGAAGCCGCUCCUCGACGAGCUGGACAAGGUACUCCAGGCGCGCGGCAGUGCCAACGCGCGCGUGCGGCGUGCUUUCCGCGCCAGCUUGACGCCCGCGCGCGUGCUCCUCAAUGCGCGCCCGGCAAGCCGGACGCCAACGGGGCUGAAUAUCGCCGACCUGCCAGGCGAGGUGUUGGCCGACAUUGUCCGCGCGUGCGGCGACGAGCAGGCGCUCAGCGAUAGCCAGUUCGCGGCGCUGUGCCGGCUUUCGUCGCGCGACGAGGCGGCGCGGCUAGCGAGCGCGAACAUCGACGCGGUCAAGCUCGCGACCAUCCCCGACCCAGUCGACCCCGACGCGCCGGGGCCCAGCUCGGCCCCAAUGACGCCGCCGAGCGCGUUCACCUCCCCCGAGGCCAAGGCCGCCUUCGGCACCGCGAUGGAAGCAUAUCUCGCCUCGGCGGGGUUCUGGUGGGACCGCGCCUUGCCGGCGCCAUCGACGAAGGGCAUGUCCGCGUGGGGGCUCAGCGCGGCGACAACGCCGGCGGCACAGCCGCUUGUUGUUGAGGGCCGGAGCUGUGCCGGCGUGCCGAGCAGUGUGUGUGAGGCUGCUGCUGUGCGGCCUGUUGCGGUGUAGCUGCGUCGGGCCUAGCAUAGACGAGCAGUUAGUUGGAAGCAUAAGUGUGAAGUAAAGCAAACCAUGUAUCGUUGUCACCUUGUUGUUGCCCGACUUCGCGCCGCCGCGCCGACAACGAGCCGAGCGAGGUGGGGCCCGACGGCCGAGUCCCUGUGCCGAACCACACACCGACAACACAGCUUACUUAUCGCACCGGCACAACUCCGCACCACUUACUCUCUUCACUUUCCUCACAACACGACAC